CAUGUGACCAAUAACACAAGUUGACCACCGUUUCGCUGCGUUAUCUACAGUUGUUAUCCAGCGAGUGCAUUACAAUGACAUAUACUGGUGUAGUCCUAAUACUGCUGGCACUUUGCGGCAUCGCAUGUGGUGAUACCGGUAGUCCUCCAUCAAAACACCCUACUUCUACAGGUACUACUAAUGGAACUACACAUAGUACUGGACCUUCCACUAAUGGUACCUCCAAACCCCAAACCACCCCAACUUUAAAAACACCUAAUGUAACUGUUGCACCAAACACCACAGCCACACCAGGAAAUUCCACAGCUGCACCAGGAAAUUCCACAGCCGCACCAGGAAAUUCCACAGCUGCACCAGGAAAUUCCACCGCUGCACCAAGAAAUUCCACAACAAGACCAACCACAAUAACAAACGUUCCUUCAAGCAAACCUGGAAAUCACAGUUCAAAUCCAAAUGUUACUCCAACACCAAAAGGACAUGGUGGCAAGAAAUCAGACCGAGGCAAGUGGGUGGCUACAGGAUUUGCCAUUGUGUUCUUCCUUACAACUGUCAUAAUGACAGUGCUGUAUUGUCGACAGCGCAGAAUUUACCGAGAACUUGAGGGUGACAGCUCCUUGUCAAGGUUGAUUUGAUUUUGACAGACAGAACUUGAAUGGCCAAGUGUGACUUGAGGAGACCAUUUUACAAUAUCUGUGAAAUUUGCAUAAAUAUGCUGUUAGCAGUUCACUAGGUGUAAUGUUUUAACUAGAUAGAUGUCUUAGAGCCCUAAUUUGUUUUCUGAAGCAACUCAGUAGGCAGGAAUCUUAAAUCCUUGAAUUUUAUUGGCUGGUCAUGAUCUCAUCGCUAGUCCACCUUUUUUCAUUAUGCACCAGUCUCAAUUUUCUUAGUAUUUCCUUCAAGAGACCACCCUUUCAUGACAUGCUCAUUUUGCACAAUUUUAAAUGCAACUUGAUAUUGCAUGAAGGUUGGUUUGUUUGUGAUGUAGCUGAACCAAGUUCACAAAUAUCAUCAUGUCAUAUUUCCUUUUGUAUUUGUUUUUUGUUUUUUUCUUGCAUUUCAUAUGUAGGACAAUUGUUCUAUCUCUUUUGAAAGUGGGGAAUUUUAACGUUUUAUUCAACUGAGUUGACACUAAACUUUGUAAUACAGUCCCUGUAGAUAAGAAAUAAGCCUUAGUUAUUCACCAUAGUCACACAAAGUUUGAUAUUUUAACACGUUUUGUCAUCAAGGUCCUCUGUAUGAAGAGCAUACAAUGUAGCUCUGUUCAUUGUUUCCAUUGUUUGACUUUCUUUUAUGUUCAUUAUCUCUAAGACUAGGGUUAAGAGGUUUGUGCAACUGAAGCUCUUUGUGAUUACAAGAAACUCUGAAUGGGUCGAAUGUAAAUACCUCCCAAAAAUUUCAGAGUUCAAUGAAGAAUAAAUAAUUGUUUUGGUGGCUA
Molecule: messenger RNA, 1435 nt
Organism: Pocillopora verrucosa
Lineage: Eukaryota; Metazoa; Cnidaria; Anthozoa; Scleractinia; Pocilloporidae
Product: autotransporter adhesin BpaC
Source: RefSeq, a predicted model, not a curated record